AUGCGAGAAUUGAGUAUAAUAGAAUAUUGCUGGAGUGAUGAUGAUGUGAAAAACCUUCUCGACAUUAUCCUGGAACAUAAGGGUGUCGAGACGGUGUUUGACCUACCAGCUGAAGAUGUGGCUGAUUUGGGAUUGUGGACAGAAUCUGAGGCAGUCAAAACCCAGGAGAGUAUGAUAUCAGAUAGCACGGAUGCAGAUGUGCUUCAUGAAUAUGUGCGGUUGGUAGAGCAGCAUGAACGCUGUGACGAGCACCCAUUACUCAAUGACUGCGGAGUUACAUUGACCAUAACCCCACCUGAUGAAACAGAUACUGACCAGAUUGAAACUGAAGAGACUACAACUAACGAGACUGCAACUGAAAAGACUGAAACUGACGAAACUACAACUGAGGAGACUGCAACAGACGAGACUGAUACUGACAAGACCGGAACUGACGAGACUAAAACUGACGAGACUGACGAGACUAAAACUGGCGGGACUGAGACCGACGAGACUGCAACUGGCGAGACUGCAACUGAUGAGAUUGAAACUGGCUCGACUGCAUCUGGUGAAACUCAAACUGACGAGACUGAAACUGACGAAACUGGAUCUGGUGAAACUCAAACUAACGAGACUACAUCUGGAGACACUCCAACCGACGAGACUAUAACUAAUGAAACUGCAUCAGGUGAGACUCACACUGACGAUACUCAAAUUGACGAGACUACAUCUAGUGUGACUCAAACUGACGAGACAACAUCUAGUGUGACUGAAACUGACGAGACUGAGACUGAAGUGAUUCAAACUGACAAAACUGAAACUGAUAAGACUCAGACUGACAAGACUGAAACUGAUAAAACUCAGACGGACGAGACUAAAACUGACAAGACAACAUCUGGUGAAACUAAAACGCAGGAGACUAGCACUCGGAAGACUCCAAGUGAGGGAACUGGGGAGAUUGGAACAAAAGAGCCUGCAAAAGUUGAGUGUCCGAAACCCGACGCGUUUUCAGUAGAGAAUCUCAGGGACAUAUCAUGCGAUGAAAUCGCAUCGAUCAGUCCACUUAUUAACAGUUGUGUUGACUUGAACUUCAUGCGAGCUGAGUGUAUCACGACGAACCUAUUAGCGAUACUGGCCGAAAGUGAUUUGAACGAGAACCACAAAGUUGCAAUGAAAGGCAAAUUAAAGGCAAAGAUAGAACAACUACAAGCGAGUGAAGAACCUACUGAUGAUAAUUUUCAUUUCGUUAAAGCUGCAUUUGCUUAUUUGGAUGAUGUUGAACUGAACGAUGUCUUCUUACGUGGGGUUUUGGCGUUUGUUACCGAAGAUCAUGAUUAUUGGGCUGAGAAAUUGCAGUUCAAAAUAGCUGCUUAUUUAAAAAGCAGCAGUUGCGAAAAUGCAGAAGAAAUGCGGGGUUGUGUAAAGGAAUUAAGACGAUUUAUGUGUCAUAUUUCUACGACAACGGCUGAGAAAGUGGACAACCUUCUUACUUGGGAUGAGGAAACAUUGAAGGAAAUUACUGACCCUUGUUUCCCAUCACUUUUGGAGAAUCGCAUAGCCCAAGUUAAGUUGGAGCUCAUUGGAGGGGUUGAGAAUCUAAAAGCGGAUGAUAUGACUGAUGAAACGCUUGUAAAAGGUGUACUACGUGUUUCUACAUUCGAAAGUCUUGCAAAUGUGGAUGUUAGUGUUGCUACUGCUCUGCUUGUAACUCUUAAACCAAAGAAAAUAGCAGCGGCUGAUAACUCGGAAUUAACUGGGUCUACAAGUAUAGCGUAUGUUGAAGAACCGAAAAGAGCUUCACCUGAGGAACUCGCCCUCACGCAAGUGCUAAUAGAGUCUACAGGUGGUAUUGAAAACUGUAAUGAAGAAGUCUUGGAUAUGUUGUUCCAAACAAAUCUAAGUCCCGAUGAGAUCGACAAAGCGCCUGCUGAUAUCAAAUGUAACAUGGAGAAACCAUACACAUCAAUGGACAAAAAGACGAUACCAACAUUUGUGAGAAGUUGUAUGAGAGUUUGGCAAAAAUUUGCUUUUGCAACAAUGGAGAAGUAUGGUAGGGGUGUAGUCGGAGUUACCAGGGAAGAUUUUGGGAAUAUUCCUAAUGACAAAAACAUAUGGGAUGUUAUGGGAUUUGUUAAACAAUAUGGAAACGAACUAGAUGAUAUCCAAAGGUCUGGCGUGAAAGAAGCAAUCCAACCAAGACUAGAUACAGGCAUAUCUAAAAUUGAAGAAAUCGAAAGUGUAAUUUGGUUGAAGACUUUAUUUGGAUCUGAUGAAUUAAAACAAUUUUCCCCAGAGGUUCAAAAGCAUGUUCUUAAAUCUGCGUUCCCAACAAACCACUGCUUCACACCAAGAGAUAAAGCUCGACAACUACUCGCAAUGAGUAUUCAGCUUGGUAUAUCCGUUUGUGAAAUGGAUACACAGGCUUUGUCGGUGAUGACAUCUGAUGACUUAGCAAUGCUGAUUAAACGUGACACCGAUGACUUGAAAAGAUGUAUAUUUCAAAUUGACAAACAUUCACAAAUACAGAACAUCCAGUCGGAUAUUUGUGGUUUUGUCAAGGAAAACUUUGGGUUGGCAUACAUACAGUAUUUUGAACCAAAAUAGUUUAACCCUUAUCCUUCCAUCCUUCAAUUUUGAUUAAAAUGGUGAAAGUGCAAUUUUGCCCCUUUCUGAAAGC
This is a messenger RNA of Owenia fusiformis, 2656 nucleotides long. The record is from the annotation of a GenBank genome assembly. Lineage: Eukaryota; Metazoa; Annelida; Polychaeta; Sabellida; Oweniidae.